AGAUUCGUACCUAGCGAUUUAGAUGUCAUUCGUCUUGAUCUUGGUGAAUUUCCUGAAAAUGUGAUCUAAAAUCCUUUUACUUGACGUUGUAGAAGACCAAUUUUAAUUUUUUUAGAUAUGGAAGAAACUGUUGAGAGUGGGACUUCGUCUGUGACAGUGACAGAGGAGGAAACAUAUAGUCCAGCGACACAACAAAGACUUCUCCUGAAGUUAAAGAAACCAAAAAAUGACAAGAAAGUUCAGUGGGACUCGUCGGCAGUCGACAAUGAAAAUAUGGACAAGAAAAAGUCAAAAUGUUGCUGUAUUUAUAGCAAACCCAGAAUAUUUGGUGAAUCAUCAUCAUCUGAGAGUGAUUCUGAUGAUGAUGGAUGUGGACACAAUGCGUAUUGUACAGGGCACAAGAAAUCCAGUCAUCAUCAUCAUCAUCACCAUGAUGAAAGCAGUCAAGGAAAUGAUGAACAAGGUCCUAGCAACCAAGAAAAGCAAUAAAGACAGUAUUGUCUAGUUAUAAUUUGCACCAAUGGUGAAAAUAUUGCCAGUAACUAGGAGAAUUCAUGUUGUAAGCAGUUAUGGGUUUCAAAUUUAUCAUUAUGUUGUCAUUCAAGAGGCAGACAUAAAGGUUUUCAAUAGAUUCAGAUCUGAUGUAACUUAGACCACAGAACAAUGACAACAAUGUUUUUCAUGUUUAUAAAACAUAUAUUUCUAAUUGUAUUCCCACAUACUAGUAUCUUUUGUUAUAUAGUAUAGUUGCUAGAGUCUUCACAAUAAACCAGUGAAAUGUUAAAUUAUAAGGACAAAAAGAGUGACUUUCAUUAUGUAAAAUAACAGUAAGGACUAGAGUGAUAGAGUUGACUAAUUUAUGAAAUAUAAAUAGGUUUCCUAUUUUACACUAUUUAGUUGUAAUUAUAGUAAUGUUUGCUUCAUGAAUUUAGUGUGUUUACUCUAGACUCUUUCCUGUUUGUUCUCUAUUUGUGUUUACACACUAUGUUGUUGUCAUGUGUAUUGUUUUUCCUUUAACAGAUGACCAAAAAUCACAUGAAUUAGCAAUGUUGUUGAUACCUAAUUCAUCUUAUUUAUAAAUCCAUUCAUAUUUGUGAAAACCAAAAAUUCUUUGUACAGCCUAAAUCACAAUUUACGUCAAAUAAAAUAAAAUGAAUUGUCA
Molecule: messenger RNA, 1162 nt
Organism: Exaiptasia diaphana
Lineage: Eukaryota; Metazoa; Cnidaria; Anthozoa; Actiniaria; Aiptasiidae
Product: E3 ubiquitin-protein ligase PPP1R11
Exons: 3
Coding region: 118-489 (123 amino acids)
Cellular component (GO): nucleus
Molecular function (GO): protein serine/threonine phosphatase inhibitor activity; protein phosphatase 1 binding
Source: RefSeq, a predicted model, not a curated record